AAAAGUGGGAGCAGUUGAUUGACGUUCUAGAGACCGUUGACGAAGAAACGCCGAAGCUGACUUCUUCUUCCACGCGUUCUCCAAAUCCAAAUGCACACUCGUAUAAAUUGAUCGGAGACGAUCUCUAUCAAAUCAAUCUGAGAUAACAAAAAAAAAACCCAGAUUCCAUUAACCCAGCUCGAGAAUAUAAUGCACGAUUUCUGCUUCACUAUCCCGUACGGGAUCCUUCUGAUCGUCGGAGGAUUUAUCGGGUAUCUGAAGAAAGGAAGUAUUGCAUCUCUCGCCGGAGGAGCAGGCACUGGAUUGCUUGUCGUUCUCGCUGGUUUCAUCAGCCUUAAAGCUUUCGAGAAGAAGAAGACAUCGUUACUCGCUACUCUUCUCGAAACAGUCAUUGCAGCUGCUCUCACAUUUGUCAUGGGACAACGGUUCUUGCAGACUCAGAAGAUUAUGCCAGCUGCUUUGGUAGCUGGAAUCAGUGCUCUCAUGACUUGUUUCUACGUAUACAAGAUCGCAACUGGCGGCAACCACAUACCACCGAAAGCUGAAUGAUUAGUGUUAUACACUCCGGUUGUCGAUGAAGCUCCUCCACUGUUGAAAUAAGGUAUAUGGAUUUUAGAUUUACAAAUCAGGAUAGUGUAGAUAAUACUGAUUACGCUCUAUAAGGGAGUUUAGUUAUCUUGGUCCCUAGGUGAACAUGGUUUUCCUGUAAGAAUCUCUUUCAUAAAUCUAAUUUGUAUUUUCUUAUGAUCGAAUCAGGCUGUUCCAUUUACUAAGAAGCUAUUAGCUCAUAACUGUGUUCAAAAGAUAACAAUUAAAAUA
This is a messenger RNA of Arabidopsis thaliana (thale cress), 819 nucleotides long. Its product is annotated as Transmembrane proteins 14C. Bases 190 to 549 code for a protein of 119 amino acids. Gene Ontology annotation, cellular component: membrane. NCBI's taxonomy places the organism in Eukaryota, Viridiplantae, Streptophyta, Magnoliopsida, Brassicales, Brassicaceae. The transcript has 3 exons. The record is from RefSeq and is marked reviewed.